This is a messenger RNA of Nematostella vectensis (starlet sea anemone), 816 nucleotides long. RefSeq names its product probable glutathione S-transferase gst-36. The coding region runs from base 72 to 725 and encodes 217 amino acids. Lineage: Eukaryota; Metazoa; Cnidaria; Anthozoa; Actiniaria; Edwardsiidae. Gene Ontology annotation, molecular function: glutathione transferase activity. The record is from RefSeq and is a predicted model, not a curated record. Gene Ontology annotation, biological process: glutathione metabolic process. The transcript has 5 exons.
GUCCAAUUGAUUUCCUGUCUGUGUUGCAUACAUUCCGCCCGACAUCUCAAGGCUGCCGUCUUCAGUCGGUCAUGGAUGCACAGUAUCACCUAGUUUACUUCGACGUUCGCGCUCGUGGUGAGUGCAUUCGCGUCUUGCUACAUUUGGCUGAUGUUCCAUUCACUGAGGAAAGGCACGGUUUGGAGGACUGGCCGGCUGUAAAGUCGAGUGGGCGGUGCCCCUUUGGUCAACUUCCAGUUCUGGAACUGAGCGACGGGGGCAGACUCGCACAGACUUGCGCCAUCUUCAGGUUCCUCGCAAAGAAGCAUGGCUUAGCACCUUCCGAUGAUUACUUACAAGCCCGCUGUGAUAUGCUCGUUGAUAACAACAAGGACAUGAUGGAUAGAUUGGGAGAAAUAGUUUGGGAACUGGAUGAAGUGCGUCAGGAAAUGUUGAAGAAGAAAUUCUAUGACGAGAUUCUACCCGUACAAAUGGAAAACAUCAAUAAAUUGUUACAAGAAAAUAACGGCGGAAAGGGCUACUUGGUUGGUGACAAGAUAACUUACGCCGAUAUCGAUUUUUUCUGUUUCUUCAAUGGUUAUAUUAAUGGUGGCAAAUUGGAUGUCCCUGAGCAAUUUUCGAAGUACCCUCUACUGGCUGACCUUUACAACCGUGUGAUGAAUAAACCGAAGAUUCUGGAAUACCUGAAACACAGGAAGCCCAACCGCGGACAGUAUCCAUACUGAUGUCAUCAUCACGUCAUCAUUGCCGAGGUCCCCAGUCACCAUUUGUAAACUCUUUUUUCCCAAGUUUAGCUAUGAAAUGAUAUUCUCCCUA